Molecule: messenger RNA, 186 nt
Organism: Serpula lacrymans var. lacrymans S7.9
Lineage: Eukaryota; Fungi; Basidiomycota; Agaricomycetes; Boletales; Serpulaceae
Exons: 2
Coding region: 1-186 (61 amino acids)
Source: RefSeq, a predicted model, not a curated record
AUGCCGAAAUGCCGAAAUGCGGAAAGUACCGGAUGGAAAAGCAAAGAUCCAGACCUUGAAAAUCCAGCCACGGAAAACGUCGACGUUGCAGCACUUAACAAGUUAGAAGAAGAACACUGGGCACAAGUAGAUGAAUUUGACUUAGAAGGCAUGGUUAAGGCUGCAAUUGACAAGCCUGGAAAUUGA